Messenger RNA from Morus notabilis, 1146 nucleotides. Its product is annotated as PHD finger protein ALFIN-LIKE 4. Lineage: Eukaryota; Viridiplantae; Streptophyta; Magnoliopsida; Rosales; Moraceae. Gene Ontology annotation, molecular function: transcription cis-regulatory region binding; histone binding; transcription coregulator activity. Gene Ontology annotation, cellular component: nucleus. The record is from RefSeq and is a predicted model, not a curated record. The coding region runs from base 155 to 916 and encodes 253 amino acids. Gene Ontology annotation, biological process: regulation of DNA-templated transcription. The transcript has 5 exons.
UCUCUCUCUCUGUCUUUCGCUCUGAGAGGUCAAAUAUUUUCCAAUCUUUCCCUCCUUUUACACUUUCUCUCUCCUCUCUCUCUCUCUCUCUAGUUUUCGAUCUUCACUCUCUCUCUCUCUCUCUCCUUGUAACUGGGUUUUUCGGCCGUCAGACAUGGACGGUGGUGGUACGUACAACCCGCGUACGGUUGAGGAGGUAUUUAGGGAUUUCAAAGGCCGACGAGCUGGAAUGAUUAAAGCCCUCACCACCGAUGUCGACGAUUUCUAUCAGCAGUGUGAUCCUGAGAAGGAAAAUCUUUGUCUUUAUGGAUUCCCAAGUGAGCAAUGGGAAGUCAAUUUACCUGCUGAAGAGGUUCCUCCGGAGCUUCCAGAGCCAGCGCUAGGUAUCAACUUUGCUAGAGACGGGAUGCAAGAAAAAGAUUGGCUAUCCUUGGUUGCUGUCCACAGUGAUGCAUGGUUGCUUUCUGUGGCUUUUUAUUUUGGUGCUAGAUUUGGAUUUGAUAAGGCUGAUAGGAAACGUCUAUUUAAUAUGAUAAACGAUCUUCCAACAAUAUUUGAGGUUGUGACAGGAACAGCCAAGAAACAAGUCAAGGAGAAAUCAUCAAACUCAAAUCAUGGCAGCAACAAAUCUAAAUCAAACUCUAAGCGAGGUUCUGAAUCUCAAGGCAAGUAUUCAAAGGCAAUGCAGUCAAAGGACGACGAGGAAGAGUGUUUGGAUGAGGAAGAUGAGGAGGAGCAUGGAGAGACACUUUGUGGGGCGUGCGGAGAGAACUAUGCUUCGGAUGAGUUUUGGAUUUGCUGUGACAUCUGCGAGAAGUGGUUCCAUGGAAAGUGUGUCAAGAUCACCCCUGCAAGGGCCGAACACAUCAAGCAGUACAAAUGCCCAUCUUGCAGCAAUAAGAGAGUCCGGCCUUGAUGUUUCCCAAGGAAUGGGUUGUCUCUGUAAUCUGUGUGAUUGACUGCUAAUUUCUAGUAGGUCAGGUUUAUUAAUCAGUUUCGUGUCUGUAAUGUUAGGGAUUUUUAUCUCAGAUACAAUGUCCAGGUUGCAAAUCUACUUGUUCAGUGUUUUCUUGUGUAUGAUAGGAUAUUUAUGUAACCAGGUUGGAAAUCUCUUUUUUCCCCUGCUAGCAUGGCAUUUGUUAUCCA